This is a messenger RNA of Sphenostylis stenocarpa, 810 nucleotides long. The record is from the annotation of a GenBank genome assembly. Lineage: Eukaryota; Viridiplantae; Streptophyta; Magnoliopsida; Fabales; Fabaceae.
AUGAAGAACUCCGACGCCUCCACUCACUUCGAAUCGCCUCACUCCCCUCUCCGCUUCCGAUCCUCCCCGCUCUCCGACAACGGCGACCCCUUUCACUCGCCCGAAAACUCGCCGCUAAAUGACCACCGAGACAACUCCAGGGCCAUCGUCAUCGUCGAGACUUCCACGCAGUUAGCCCAGGCCGCGCCCCCCGCCACCGAUUCCGAGCACCGCAACCCGCCGCCCAAUGAACCGCCGGAGGUAGUGGUCAGCCGCCCUGCGCGCCCGGAGUCUCGCUCUCCGGGAAUUGGCGCCCGCGGGCGAACCAGGGCAGUGCCGCCUCCCAUUCCUGCAGUGCCGAAAAGAGUGAUGAUACUGAAAAAGGUGGCAUUAGGGUUCCGAUUGAGCGAGGUGGUGCUGUGUCUGGUUUCGUUUUCGGUUAUGGCCGCGGACAAGACUCGUGGUUGGAGCGGUGAUUCUUUUGAUCGCUACAAGGAGUACAGGUAUUGUUUAUCGGUGAAUGUUAUCGCAUUUGUAUACGCAGCGUUUCAAACGUGUGAUCUGGCAUAUCAAGUGGUCACAGGGAGAAGCAUGAUCAAUCACCACCUGCGUUACCACUUUGAUUUCUUCAUGGAUCAGGUUCUGGCGUAUCUUCUGAUAUCGUCUGCAUCAUCUGCAGCCACACGCGUCGAUGACUGGCUAUCGAACUGGGGAAAAGAUGAGUUCACUGAGAUGGCUAGUGCUUCUGUUGCGAUGGCCUUUCUUGCUUUUAUUGCCUUUGCUAUUAGCUCCUUAAUCUCUGGCUACAACCUCUGCACUCUCUUCUCCUAG